Molecule: messenger RNA, 599 nt
Organism: Cantharellus anzutake
Lineage: Eukaryota; Fungi; Basidiomycota; Agaricomycetes; Cantharellales; Hydnaceae
Product: ribosomal protein S28e
Exons: 4
Coding region: 1-246 (81 amino acids)
Biological process (GO): ribosomal small subunit assembly; translation; maturation of SSU-rRNA
Cellular component (GO): ribosome; cytosolic small ribosomal subunit
Molecular function (GO): structural constituent of ribosome
Source: RefSeq, a predicted model, not a curated record
AUGAAUGGCAGUGCAGCUGUAGUUCGGCAAACUCCAGAUGCCGCUUCUGCAAAGCAACCCGUCAAACUUGCCCGCGUCAUUAAAGUUUUGGGCCGAACUGGCUCUCGCGGAGGUGUGACCCAGGUCCGUGUUGAGUUUAUGGACGAAACGCAACGCUCUAUCAUUCGAAACGUCAAGGGUCCAGUUCGUGAGUCGGAUGUCCUUGCCCUCUUGGAGUCUGAGCGUGAAGCUCGCCGACUGCGUUGAUUUUCUUUUUCAACCCUGUGCUUCUAUUGAGAUUUGCAUAUUGAAGAGUUUGACCUAUGUUCCGCUAUCAAUCUCACAUGUGAAUGAAGCGCCUUCACGUUGACUCCACGUCGAACAAGCCUUGGUAUGAAAGCUCAGACCGUGACCACGUACAAAUCAGAGUGAAAACACGACAUAGGACAAACAUCUAUGAUCAUUGUAUCUGCGAGGGGAUAUCAUCUUCUAUGGACAAGCACAUCGGUGGUAGGAGGACAGACAGCUAAAGAUACAGUCGUUGUGGCUGCAGGGAUGCAAAACGCAGCUUAGGGAUGCAAACUGGGAGGCGAGGAGAAACGCAUCUGCGGAGCAACAUG